GUAGCCUAAAAAGCAUGUAAGACAGCAUAAUAAGCUGUGCAGGCCAUCAUCCCAAACCUUGCAACACAGCUAGGCUAGCCACAAUGAUUUCCUUAGCAGAUGCUUAUCAUGUGGUGAUAACCACUGUCCCUUUAUACGUGACCAUGAUACUCGCCUACAUCUCAGUGAAAUGGUGGAAGAUUUUCACACCAGAUCAAUGUUCAGGCAUAAACAAAUUUGUGGCCAAAUUCUCAGUCCCACUCUUGUCAUUUCAAGUCAUUUCCUCCAACAACCUCUACAAAAUGAGCAUGAAACUCAUGUAUGCUGAUUUUGUUCAGAAACUGCUUGCUUUUCUGGUGUUAACAGCAAUCACUAAGAUCAGAGGAAAAGGAGGUUUGAAGUCGAUCAUAACUGGUUUUUCAUUGUCAACACUCCCUAACACUUUGAUUCUGGGAAUCCCACUCAUGAAGGCUAUGUAUAAGGAUGAAGCUGUUGUUUUCAUAGCACAGAUUAUUUUCUUGCAGAGCAUGGUAUGGUACAAUUUGCUCUUGUUUCUUUAUGAGUUUGAUGCUGCCAAGAGUACUAGACCUGCUACACCACCUUCACAAGGCACAGGAGAAACGGAGACAGCUCGUGAAGUACAAUCAAAAAGAGAAGAAGAUGAAGAACCAGGAACAAAAAGGAGAGUGAAGAUCUUGCCAAUUCUUGUCACAGUGGGGAAGAAACUAAUCAGAAAUCCUAAUACCUUUGCAACUUUAAUAGGUUUUAUUUGGUCAUGCAUACAAUUCAGGUGGGGAAUACAUAUGCCUGAAAUGGUUAAUCAGUCAAUAGAAUUAUUGUCCAAUGGAGGUCUUGGUAUGGCAAUGUUCAGCUUAGGUUUGUUCAUGGCAUCACAGUCAAGCAUUAUAGCAUGUGGGCCAUGGUUAGCAAUGGUGGCAAUAGGACUCAAAAUUGUGGUAGGACCUGGCUUAAUGGCUGUGGCAUCCCUUGUCACUGGACUAAGAAACACAUUGUUUAAAGUGGCAAUUGUUCAGGCAGCACUACCACAAGGAAUUGUUCCUUUUGUUUUUGCCAAAGAGUAUAAUGUCCAUCCAGUGAUUUUAAGCACUGCGAUCUUGUUAGGGAUGCUCAUUGCCUUGCCGGUGGAAUUGGCCUUUUACUUCCUCUUAGCACUAUAAAGGGUUGUGUUAAAUAUAUGGGCAGUUAGAUUACUGGAAAAUAGUUCAUACUUCAUACACUUCUAAUAUGUUAAAAAUCCUUCUAAUAUUGAUUCUAUAUAAAGCCAAAAUCAGUUGAGGAGCUUCUGUGUGUAGCUUCUUGUGCAAAAAUUGAUUCUAAGGAAAAAUAUAUUAAUCCUGAUAGAAUAUGAAAAGGAUAUCUUAUAGUAUCUCAUCAUAUC
This is a messenger RNA of Lotus japonicus, 1378 nucleotides long. RefSeq names its product auxin efflux carrier component 8-like. The transcript has 6 exons. Gene Ontology annotation, biological process: auxin polar transport; auxin export across the plasma membrane. The record is from RefSeq and is a predicted model, not a curated record. Lineage: Eukaryota; Viridiplantae; Streptophyta; Magnoliopsida; Fabales; Fabaceae. Gene Ontology annotation, molecular function: auxin efflux transmembrane transporter activity. Gene Ontology annotation, cellular component: endoplasmic reticulum; plasma membrane. Bases 84 to 1157 code for a protein of 357 amino acids.